AUGAUCAAAGUCGCAGUGGUCGGAACCAAUGGGUUGGCGCAGUACAUUGCCAACAGUAUCGCGACACAGACAUCCCAUCAGUUUAUCGUCCUGUCUCGAAGGCCUAGUCCAGGUCUGACAGCGAGAGGGUGGCAGGUGCUUCAAGUCGACUACUCCAACCCUGCGGACCUGAAAUUCAAACUGGCCGGUGUCGACACUGUCAUCUCUACCGUCAGCGGCAAUGCCCAACUUGCUCUGAUUGACGCCGCGGCGGCGGCCCACGUACGUCGCUUUGUCCCCUCUGAGUUUGGCGGACCGCCUUCUCUGCGGCCCCAGAACGAUCUUCUUGACGACGGUCGCCGUGCAGCCAUUCUUCGGCUUCACCAACAUGAAGCUUCAGGCAUGCGCUUCACCAUCUUCACGUGCGGCGUCCUGUACGAGAGAUUCGCCCCUGGGGGGAUGGCAGCCUCACAAAUCGGCCUGCGAAGUAACAUCGGCCAGGAAGGGGACUAUCUGAUGGACUUCCGCCGAAGACGGGCACAGGUCCCCUACCUUAACAGCGCCGGACAGCCUGCGACAAUUUGCAUGACUUCGGCUGCUGAUGUUGCGAGGUUCGUGGUCGCAGCCCUGGACUUGCCUUCCUGGCCAAGAGAAUUCCGCUUGCGCGGUGAGCGACUGAGUGUUCGGGAUGUGGUUGCCAUAGCUGAGGAGAUCCAAGGCCGGCCGUUCGAGGUGUCGGGCCAUACAAGGAGUUCGUUGCAAGACGCAUUGACGUACGCCCGAGCGGUAGGAGACCAUGCGCGAGAGACUCGAGUUCAUCAUUUGAUCACGACAGCCGAAGGUCGCUACGACUUUGUCAACACCAAUCUCAACCAGCUGGUGGCAGUCCGACCAGAGAGCUUCCGUGACUGGCUUUUGCGUGUCUGGUCGUCGGCCAUCUAG
Messenger RNA from Fonsecaea multimorphosa CBS 102226, 921 nucleotides. RefSeq lists its product as uncharacterized. The record is from RefSeq and is a predicted model, not a curated record. Bases 1 to 921 code for a protein of 306 amino acids. NCBI's taxonomy places the organism in Eukaryota, Fungi, Ascomycota, Eurotiomycetes, Chaetothyriales, Herpotrichiellaceae. The transcript is spliced from 4 exons.